Molecule: messenger RNA, 2469 nt
Organism: Vitrella brassicaformis
Lineage: Eukaryota; Vitrellaceae
Source: the annotation of a GenBank genome assembly
AUGCACAUACAUACCUCCUACCGCAAGCCCCCAGUUCCUUUGGAGUGGGGCGGGGUGCUGCUACACGAGACCCACAUAUUCACACGUACGCAGUCGUAGCCUAGCCACCCCUAAGCUGCUUCCUCUGACUCUUCGCCUCUCUGGAUUUUUGCGACAUCAAAGUUCGCGUUAGCGAUCGGCGGGGGGCCGUAAACGGACUCGCUGGCCGCCAUGGACCCGUUGUGCGGGGAGGAGGAUGGGCUGUCGGUCUUCUGCGCGUCGCGCACCCGCUUGCGUCGGUUCGCGGGGUGUGGGUGUAGCCUGGGGAGUACCUGACGGCGUGACGUGACGUCUCGGCUCCGCAUGUUCAGCUUCAACACAGACAGAUUCAUCAAGAACCUACAAAAGCACACAGAAUUGCAUACGACCUUUCCUAGCGUCCGGCGUCGUCUCUGCCUACCCGAACAGGCAACCAUCUCCGUUGGAACCAUAGAUGUUAUUCUUCUCCACAAUGUUGGUAUGCAAGUGCUUGAAGUGUGUCUCGGGGGGCUCAGGGUAGACGUUCUUGGCGGUGCCUGACACGUGCUCACAGCUGUAGGCCGGUUUGCUGCUGUCAGGGUCGAGGCGCACUUGCACGUCCUCGAGCCGAACCUUGGUGAAGGGGGCGGCAGACAGGCCCUGAGCCUCGAGCACUUGCAGAGCGUUGGUCACACGAAGGCGCUUGAAAUGGAGGUCGGAGAUAUCAGGGACGGCUGUCGUGUCGUACCCAUCAUGUGGAUGACCUGCAUGUGCCAGGACGAAAAGCAGCACACGGCGUGAGAGAAGUCGAAUCUGCGUUUGCUAACCUGUCGUGCUCACCUCUGUAGUAUCCGUUAAGCCUGACAGCGACCUGUACAUCUUCCAUCGUGCAGUUCAUCAGCGUCACGUUUCUGACAUAGCCCCCCCUGCCCAUGGCCGUCUUGAAGUGGAUGCCCUGGCAGCAUUUAACGAUCUUGUUGUCGUAGAUGAGAACGUUGCUGAUGCCCCCACUCAUCUCACUGCCCACACAGAUGCCCGCGCAACGCGUCGACGAUAGGUAGUUAUGACGGAUCACGAUGUUGCGGCAUGGCCGGGCGAACCGAUAGCCGUGGUGAUCCUGCACACAACAGCCACGCGGUCCCACAAUGAAGGCGUCUCAGGACCUCUCGGCUCAGUGUGUUCUUCUCCUACCCAUCCCGAUUUGAUGGCGAUGGCAUCAUCCCCAGUCGAAAUGUGGUUGUACUCGAUGACCACGUUGGCGCUCGAGUCGGGGUUGAUGCCAUCGGUGUUCGGCGCGUGGUAGUGGGGCGACAGGAUGGUCAGAUGGUGGAGGUGCACUGUGUCGCAAUACACGGGGUGCACAGUCCAGUGGGGACUGCUCUGAAGAGUCAGGUAGGACAGCGUCACGUUGCGGCACGACAAAAACUCGACCAAGUGACCACGAGUGACACGCUCCGCUUUGGUUAUGCGCCGCUGCCACCUGCAUCGAUCAACGCACAGAUACGAGGAUACACCGAGUGUAUCUUCUUCAUCAUGGCGCCUCACCAUUUCUGGCCCGAGCCGUCGAUGACUCCAUUGUUGCCCGUGAUGACGACAUCCUCCAUGUUGUCCACCUGAAUGAAACUCAUGUGACGUGGACCCGGAUGGUCACGGCCUUGGCCGUAUGACUGAACCAAGCAGACACAUGCAUAGAUCGCUCGUCGACUGCACUGUGUGACUUCAGACUCGGAUGACUGACCGGCAGGGGUGGGAUGGGAGGAAAGUCCUCCAAGUCAUCAGUGGCCCGAAGAGUGGCGCCAUUCUCGACGAACAAAGUGCAGUGAGAGGUUAGGUGAAAAGGAACAGACUUCCACUCGCCCUCAGGGAUAUACACAACACCACGGCCCCUCUUCUGAACAGCCUGAAGAGUUCAGGCAACAGAAAAAGCCAGACUGUCCGAGAGACCUCCAGGCGCUGUUCCUGUUCAUGAGGCCCACCUCAACGGUCUUUCUGAUGGCGUCAGUGCACACACCAUCGCCUGACCGGGCACCAAAGUCACGGAUGUCAAACAAAUAUCCGCCUCGGUGCGUCAGACAUCGAGCGAGGUGAGAGCUGGCCGGCGCAGGGCCUCCAUUACACGACAUCGGCGACACGUCACCAUCAUCCGAGCACUCAUCAGACUCGGAGCCAGAGCUCCACAGAUCCGAGCUCGGGAUGUCGGUGUCAACCUGCCAGGCACAGGAGCAGAGAAGCAAGCGAGACAUACCCAGUCAAGCCGGCAAGGGGCGUUGUAACACCGUACCGCGUCAGCAGCUGUGGCAUUGACGUCAGCGAGAUCAUGUGCUCGUCUACAUGAAGGAGAUGACGGCACAAACUCAAGACUGUGCACUCGCCGCCGUGCAUGGCGAUCAACGAGAGGCAACUGAAGCGCGAGGGAAGAAGGGGGAGCCAUGGGAACGGUCUGUUGGUGAAGGAGGGGAAGGGGCGACAGCG